This is a messenger RNA of Populus nigra (black poplar), 1275 nucleotides long. Its product is annotated as receptor-like protein 9DC3. NCBI's taxonomy places the organism in Eukaryota, Viridiplantae, Streptophyta, Magnoliopsida, Malpighiales, Salicaceae. Gene Ontology annotation, molecular function: protein binding. The transcript has a single exon. Bases 113 to 1228 code for a protein of 371 amino acids. The record is from RefSeq and is a predicted model, not a curated record.
ACCACCCUCUGUCAGCUUCCUCUCGCUUGCUAAGAACAAGCUCACUGGAGAGAUUCCAGAAUCAUUAUGCAGGACAAGAAAUCUAACAAUCUUGGAUCUAUGCUACAAUUCUAUGACAGGUCAAAUUCCAAAGUGUCUCGAGGCUCUUGCUGCUACUCUCACCGUACUAAAUCUACGGGAGAAUAAAUUCUUUGGGUUCAUGCUCUGGAAUUUCACCGAAGACUGCAGCCUAAAGACACUCAACUUAUACGGGAAUCAGUUGACUGGGAAAAUUCCCAGGUCUCUGAGGCAUUGCAGAUGCCUUGAAGUUAUAGACCUUGGAGAUAACCAGAUUAAUGACACAUUUCCUUUCUGGUUAGGGAUGCUUCCCAACUUGCAAGUUCUCAUCCUACAAUCAAAUAGAUUGCACGGUCCCAUUGGCCAGCCAUUGACAUCAAAUGACUUCCCAAUGCUUCAAAUCUUUGAUAUCUCCUCGAAUCAUAUCACUGGAAAUCUGCCUCUGGAUUACUUUGCAAUAUGGAAGUCAAUGAGGGUAAAGUUCAAUGGGUCACUAUUGUACAUGGGAUCUUACUAUUAUAGGGAUUGGAUGUCAAUUACAAGCAAGGGCCAUAGAAUGGAUAAUAUCAACAUCUUAACAAUUUUCACUAUCCUAGACCUCUCAAACAAUCUUUUCGAAGGAGAGAUUCCUGAAGAGAUUGGCGACCUCAAAUUACUAGAUGUACUCAACAUGUCUAGAAAUAACCUGAUAGGUGAGAUCCCAACAUCUCUUUCGAAGUUGACAUUGCUUGAGUCCUUAGACCUCUCAAAAAACAAGCUCACAGGCGCGAUCCCGAUGCAACUAAUAAGCUUGACAUUCCUAUCGGUUCUUAACCUUUCUUAUAAUAGAUUAGAGGGGAAGAUACCUGUAGGGAAUCAAUUUUCUACCUUCACUAGUGAUUCCUAUCAGGAAAACUUCGGGUUGUGUGGGUUUCCAUUGUCCAAUAAAUGUGAUGACGUUGAAGAUCAACAGCCACCAGGAGCACAAGAAGAAAGCAUCCUUUCGGAGUCAGGUAGUCUGUUCAGUUGGAAAUCUGCUUUGCUUGGAUACGGAUGUGCGGUGCCUGUGGGAGUUGCCAUUGGUCACAUGUUGUUUUGGAGGAACAAGAGAUGCAGUAAAUUGAUUGAACAAUCAUUUAAGGCAAAGAAUCAUCAGCGCCAGAGCAAUGAACGGAAUCGAAAAAGAAGAUGAACGCUGUACAAAGGAAAAUGUAUAAUUCCAAAUGUUCUCACUGUGUU